ACUCCCGGACCAUGCGCCAUCCCCGGUGGCUCCUAUUCGCUGUCGGCUGCUUCAUUCGGUUGUCGUGAGUCCUUGAUGCAAUGACGUACAACCCGCCAUUCGCUGCCCGGAUGCCAUGCACACCGCAAGACUAGUAGUAAUUCAGACAUGCUAACAUCCAACGGGAUGAGGCACGCACAAGGGGUGUCGCGCAUUCUGCAUCUUGUGACUCCCGAGUAUUUUCACCGUCUUUGCUACUUGAUUGCUCGAGGCCGGCUGCUGGUCGCUGAUAGGUGCUUAGAACUUUAUCCCGGCGACAUAUCAUCAGCAAGUCCGAUCCCGACAGGUCACAUACCAAGGACAACUCUGUCACCUGCAUUUCAGAGUUUCGAAUGGUUGGAUGCAUUAGGGGGCAGUAUAAUGGCUGAUGAGCUGCAGACAUCUAUCAUUUACACUCUGCAGCAUCUGCAUGCAAACCACGUUGAUCAGCUUCCGCUUGGUCCUCCGACAAGAUCCUACUGGACGGGAUACAGUUCACCUAUCUAUAUUGCGCCGGGUGAAUCCAUCCAUAAAGCACUCAGCGUGCUGCAUGGCUCUCUCAUAAUGCAAGGUACACAGAAACAAACACAUGAGCGUCCAUAUCAUGCAUCCAAGGGUCCCACUGAUCUGGCCAUCAUUAGCAGACCCAGAUAUAGAACGUCGAAAUAA
Molecule: messenger RNA, 687 nt
Organism: Aspergillus eucalypticola CBS 122712
Lineage: Eukaryota; Fungi; Ascomycota; Eurotiomycetes; Eurotiales; Aspergillaceae
Exons: 5
Coding region: 148-687 (179 amino acids)
Source: RefSeq, a predicted model, not a curated record